Molecule: messenger RNA, 7863 nt
Organism: Sciurus carolinensis (gray squirrel)
Lineage: Eukaryota; Metazoa; Chordata; Mammalia; Rodentia; Sciuridae
Gene: Plcb2
Product: phospholipase C beta 2
Exons: 32
Coding region: 286-3834 (1182 amino acids)
Biological process (GO): phosphatidylinositol-mediated signaling; lipid catabolic process
Molecular function (GO): calcium ion binding; phosphatidylinositol-4,5-bisphosphate phospholipase C activity
Source: RefSeq, a predicted model, not a curated record
AGGAGGGGAGCCCAGCCUCCCUGGGCAGGAGCAGUGCCUGCAGUCCCCGGCUGCAGGCAGGGUGGGAGGAGGCUGAUUUACAAAGCAGAUGGGCCUCUGACCGGAGCUUUGAGCCCUGCACUCAGCCACUGCCACCCUGUGGGCUAUAAGAGCACCCAGACAUCCAGACCAGCUCUGGGUGGGUGCCAUGUAAGCCUAGCCUGGCUCCCCUUCCUAUUGGCCCUCCUUUUCUUCUUCUGCCUGCCUGUGUCUGCCCAGCCUCUCCAAAGAGGGACGCUUGACAUCAUGUCUCUGCUCAAUCCUGUCCUGCUGCCCCCCAAGGUGAAGGCCUAUCUGAGCCAAGGGGAGCGCUUCAUCAAAUGGGACGAUGAAACUGCAGUAGCCUCCCCAGUUAUCCUCCGUGUGGAUCCCAAGGGGUAUUACUUAUACUGGACCUAUCAGAGUAAGGAGAUGGAGUUUCUGGAUAUCACUAGCAUCCGGGACACCCGCUUUGGGAAGUUUGCCAAGAUGCCCAAGAGCCAGAAGCUCCGGGAUGUUUUCAACUUGGACUUUCCAGAUAACCACUUCCUGCUGAAGACACUCACAGUGGUAUCCGGGCCUGACAUGGUGGAGCUCACCUUCCACAACUUUGUCUCCUACAAGGAAAACGUGGGCAAGGACUGGGCUGAAGAUGUGCUAGCUCUGGCCAAGCACCCACUGACAGCCAACGCUCCCCGCAGCACCUUCCUGGACAAGAUCCUGGUAAAGCUCAAGAUGCAAUUGAACCCUGAAGGGAAGAUUCCUGUGAAGAAUUUUUUCCAGAUGUUUCCUGCUGACCGCAAGCGGGUAGAAGCUGCUCUCAGUGCCUGUCAUCUGGCAAAGGGCAAGAAUGAUGCUAUCAAUCCUGAGGACUUCCCAGAAUCCGUCUACAAGAGUUUUCUCAUGAACCUCUGUCCUCGGCCAGAAAUAGAUGAGAUCUUCACUUCCUACCAUGCUAAGGCCAAACCCUAUAUGACCAAGGAGCACCUGACUAAAUUCAUCAACCAGAAACAGCGUGACUCUCGGCUCAACUCCUUGCUGUUCCCACCAGCAAGGCCUGAGCAGGUGCAGGGCCUCAUUGACAAGUAUGAGCCCAGUGGCAUCAACGUGCAGAGGGGCCAGCUGUCGCCUGAGGGCAUGGUCUGGUUUCUCUGCGGUCCAGAGAACAGUGUGCUGGCUCAGGACAAGCUGCUGCUCCACCAUGACAUGACACAGCCACUCAAUCAUUACUUCAUCAACUCCUCACAUAAUACCUACUUGACAGCCGGCCAGUUCUCAGGCCUUUCCUCGGCUGAGAUGUACCGCCAGGUGCUGCUGUCUGGCUGCCGCUGUGUGGAGCUGGACUGCUGGAAGGGGAAGCCCCCUGACGAGGAACCCAUUAUUACCCAUGGCUUCACCAUGACCACAGACAUCUUGUUCAAGGAAGCUAUUGAAGCAAUUGCAGAAAGUGCCUUUAAGACCUCUCCCUAUCCUGUCAUCCUGUCAUUUGAAAACCAUGUGGACUCACCCCGCCAACAGGCUAAGAUGGCUGAGUACUGCAGGACGAUGUUUGGGGACAUGCUGCUCACAGAGCCCUUGGAAAAAUUCCCACUGAAGCCAGGCAUCCCUCUGCCCAGUCCUGAGGACCUCCGGGGCAAGAUCCUCAUCAAGAACAAGAAAAACCAGUUUUCUGGUCCAGCAACCCCCAGCGAAGAUGCUGGUGGGGAGGCUGAGGGCAGUGACCCGCCCAUGGCCCCAAUAGGCGAGGACACAGUGUGGGCUGGUGAGGAAGGGUCUGAGCUGGAGGAGGAGGAGGAGGUGGAAGUAGAAGAGGAGGAAGAGUCGGGAAGCCUGGAUGAAGAAGAGAUGAAGAAGAUGCAGUCCGAUGAGGGCACUGCCGGCCUGGAGGUGACGGCUUAUGAAGAGAUGUCCAGCCUAGUUAAUUACAUCCAGCCCACCAAGUUCAUCUCCUUCGAGUUCUCUGCCCAGAAGAACCGAAGUUAUGUCAUCUCCUCCUUCACGGAGCUCAAGGCUUAUGACCUGCUCUCCAAGGCCUCGGUGCAGUUUGUGGAUUACAACAAGCGCCAGAUGAGUCGCAUUUACCCCAAGGGCACCCGCAUGGACUCCUCCAACUACAUGCCCCAGAUGUUCUGGAAUGCUGGAUGCCAGAUGGUUGCCCUCAACUUCCAGACGAUGGAUCUGCCCAUGCAGCAGAACAUGGCACUGUUCGAGUUCAAUGGACAGAGUGGCUACCUCCUCAAGCACGAGUUCAUGCGCCGACUGGACAAGCAGUUCAAUCCCUUCUCUGUGGACCGAAUUGAUGUGGUGGUAGCUACCACCCUUUCUAUUACGGUCAUCUCUGGGCAGUUCCUGUCAGAACGCAGUGUGCGCACCUAUGUGGAAGUGGAGCUGUUUGGUCUUCCAGGGGACCCCAAGAGGCGCUAUCGUACCAAGUUGUCACCCAGUCCCAACUCCAUCAAUCCUGUGUGGAAGGAGGAGCCCUUUGUCUUUGAGAAGAUCUUAAUGCCUGAGCUGGCCUCCCUCAGGGUGGCUGUGAUGGAGGAGGGCAACAAAUUUCUUGGCCACCGCAUCAUCCCCAUCAACGCCCUGAAUUCUGGAUACCAUCAUCUGUGCCUGCACAGUGAGAGCAACAUGCCCCUGACCAUGCCUGCGCUGUUUGUCUUCCUGGAAAUGAAGGACUAUGUACCUGACACCUGGGCAGAUCUCACUGUGGCUCUUGCCAACCCCAUCAAGUUCUUCAAUGCCCAUGAUAAGAAGUCUGUGAAGCUCAAGGAGGCCAUGGGAGGUUUGCCAGAGAAGCCCUUUCCACCCAUGAGUCCAGUUGGUCGACAGAUAAAUGGACCAUCUGCCCCAGCAAGCAACGGAUCGGCAGAAGCCGUGGCCAGGGCCAGGGAUGAGGCCCCGAAAGAAGUUGUGGAGCCGCGGACCACCAGCCCCGAGGAGCUGCGAGAGCUGAAGGGCAUCGUGAAGCUGCAGCGGCGCCACGAGAAGGAGCUGCGGGAGCUGGAACGGCGAGGCGCCCGGCGCUGGGAGGAGCUGUUGCAGCGCGGCGCUGCGCAGCUGGCCGAGCUCGAGCCUCCCAGCACCAGGAGCAAACUCCUCCCCGGCAAGGGCUCCCGCAAGAAGAGGAUCCUGCCCUGCGAGGAGGCUGGUGGCGUCGCCCGGGGCGAGGGCACUGAGGGUGCAGAUGCGCUUGUGCGGGAGCUGAAGGACAGGUUGGAGCAGGAACUACAGCAGCAGGGCGAGGAGCAGUACCGGUGCAUUCUGAAACGCAAGGAGCAGCAUGUGGCUGAGCAAAUGGCUAAGAUGAUAGAGCUGGCCAGAGAGAAACACGCUGCAGAGCUGAAGACCCUCAAAGAGACCUCAGAGAUUGACACCAAAGAGAUGAAGAAAAAACUGGAGGCCAAGAGGCUGGAGCGAAUCCAGGCCAUGACCAAAGUUGCCUCAGACAAGAUGGCCCAGGAGAGGAUGAAGAGAGAGAUUAACAACUCCCACAUCCAGGAAGUGGUGCAGGCCAUCAAGCAGAUGACAGAUACCCUGGAGCGGCACCAGGAGAAGCUGGAGGAAAAGCAGGCAGCCUGCUUGGAACAGAUCCAGGAUAUGGAAAAACGGUUCCAGCAGGAGGCCCUGGCAGAGUAUGAGGCCAGGAUGAAGGGCCUGGAGGCUGAGGUGAAGGAGUCAGUGAGGGCCUGCCUCAGGGCCUGCAUACCCUCUGAGGCUGAGGACAAGUCUGAGAGAGCCUGUGAGGCCUCCAAGGAGCCAUGUGACCAGAACCCACUCACAACUAUGGAAGACACCCAGGAGAGCCGCCUCUGAUGCCCCAUUCCUUUGGGACAUUUAGCAAGGAUGUUCAGACCCUUCUGUAGGACAUGGGUCCAUCCCCUGGGGAGGAAAGAGCUCCAACAUCUGAGACUGUUCCUCAAUAGCCAGGCUAGAGGAGAGGCAGAAAUGAGGUUCCAUCAGGGCAGGGGCCCAUCUGAGGCCUAGAAGUCUUCUCCAAGCUGAUUUCCUACUGUUAUCCUUUCCCUCACUUCUGGAUGAGUGUUAUAUAUUUGUUGAGGGCAAAAGACUAUGGACCAGGAGACAGGAAAUGGAGCCCUGGCCACACUCUGCCUUUCCUAGUGUGAAACUUGUGCUACCCCACUUGGAGUUCAGUUUCCUUUCUUGGAGGGUUGGACCUCCCACCUGGAACCUCUAUUCUUGCACCUAUGGUUCAAGCAGGACCAAACUCCAGCCCCUCCUGCCACAAUGUGGGCACAGGGCUUUUAGGCCACAUCUCCAGUCUUCCCUGAGUAGGUAGUGUUAUCAGUUCCAUGAGAUAAAGCCUGGCACUGCCUUAAAAUUCCCUGAGGACAAGUGCUCCCAGAAAGUCCCUGCCCUCAUUCCUGCUUUGUCAAAUAGGAGGCGGAUAUGGAAAAAUUACCUCAGCAGACUGGCCCUCAGCUGCUGAGAUAUGUGGGGCUGGUGGUGAGGGCAGAGGUCUGCCUCCUGGGCACUCUCCCACACUGAACCUAGUUCACCCCUUUUCCUAGGCCUAGGGUGGGUACUUCCUAUCAUGCAUUCUACUAAGGAUUGCCUGACAAGGUCAGCAUCAUUUUCCCUCCUGAAUUUGUGAAGUUUAUUUAUUUUUCUCCUUCCUACUCCUACUAAAGAACCGUGACCCAGUAUUUCCUGCCUAAGGCUGUCCUCUAUUCUACAAUUAGGAAAUGGGGAACAGUGGAGUGGAGUACUCCUGAAAUGAAGCUGGCUGGGGAAAAAAAUUCUUGGGAACUUAACCCAGGGUGAGGUCCCUUCCAGAGUCCAGUGGAAUGGUCCUGCCUCUGGGCUUAAAGAGGAGUAACUUCCCCUUCUGCUUGCCUAAUACCACAACCACUGGAAAAUGAUGUCACUCCCUUUUUACCCCCACACAGAUGUGGCCCUUCUUAUCUCCACACUCAGGACUAGAGCAUAAGGGCCUAGUGCAAAGGUGCCUAAACUUUGGUGCCUGAACCUCUUUGGGAAAGCCUAGAGUGGCCAGAUGCACAGCCCCCUGUGGUAGCUGUGUUUGACCAAAAAAUUGCUGUAGCGGGGCUGUGGGCAGCUACUCUACCUAUAGCACAGUCCCAAAUCCCAAGUGGGACAGGCCCUGGCUUGGGAGAAGCAGGGUGGGGGUGAUGCUGGGAAGAGGUUGUUUUCUUAUCAGAGAGUUACAGCAGUGCCAUUAGUUGUGAGCACCUGUGUCUCUGGAAAGUAAACAGGGACACCCUCCCCCUUCCCAUCUCUCUAAGGGCCUUGCCUCUGGGGUCCCACCUAUCCUGGCUGCAGGGUAAGGAUGGAGGACUGCUCAUUCACAGAAGGCCUGGCAUUAAUGAACCUGCCCCCCACCCUGCAGACACACUGGGCACCACUGGGGUAGACACCUACACCCCAGGGCAAAGUCCUGACUUCAACCCUCCAGGCAGGCAGCCAGCCACCCCAUAUUUCCUCUCCUCUCAUCCCUUGGGGUAGAACCUCUGGAUGAGGACCCAGGUCUAGAGGAACUCAUGGAACCAUGCACAUGAGCAUAAGCCAGAGCCAGAGCCAACACAGCAAUAGUUUCAGCAAUUGCGGUUGACUGCUCAGGAAAAGGAGAAGCUGGUGCCCCCUUGCCUCCAGGCCAGGCUAGGCUGUCUGUGCUCCCACUGGAGCUUGGCAACCCAAGAAUGGGGAAGGGAAUGCAAUCUUCCCUCCUGGAGAGGUCUCUGCACUGCUUCUCAUAAAGCCAGACCUGGAUACCCACCUCCCUGAUUUCUAUACUCUGAAAAAAUGGCACGAAGCAGGGCAGGAAACAGGGCAGGCUGAACAUCCUGGGCAAAUGCCAUUUUGGAUCCUAGAGACAAAUUAACCUUUAGUAUCAGGGGAUGUGCAAAGGAAGAGUUGAUGCCCUCCCUCCAGCACUGGAGCCAGGUGAAGGGCACCUGGGUUCCAUCCCUGCUGUACACCUGUGAGGCCAGGGUCAGGUUCCCUUUCUACUUGUCUAUCUCACCUUCUGUACAAAGAAAAGGGUCCCUACCUAUUGCCCAAUUCCAUUGCUGACUCAGUGCCAGAUCCCCUGCUGACUCACCCACCCCCUGUACCUCUGGCAAUUCUCUGGAUCUCCCAGACACGUGCCACCAGGCCCAACCCUGCCAAGCUAGUGCAACGUGACAGGGUGAGGGGGCUGGUGACACCUGAGAAGGAAAGAAGGGGCCUGGGAGAGAGGGCAGUUGCAGACAGAGUGACAGGCUUGCAGACUGAGGUACCUCUGGGAGGAAGCCUUUUGCCAGCCUGGGGUCUGACAGCGGAGAGGUUGGGCAAGUGGGAGGGAAGGAGGUGUGUGAGCGCCUGCCUGCCCCCUGCCUGCCUCAGCUCCUUCUUCUGUCAGGCUUCAGCUCCCUAAGCGACAGCUUCUAAUUCUGGCUGUUGGUGCCUUUGUGCUCUGCAGCAAAGUCUCAGCUUUUUUCAGCUUUGCUAUUUCUUUUCUGUUCAGAACAUACUGAGCCCAUAGGGAAGGAAGUCAGAGCAAAGGCUCCAGGGCCUGAGACCUGGCACCACAACAUAUCCCACUGUAGCUUGGCCAGGUCAGGCAUGCCAUCUGGGGCCAAUGGAACUGGCUGUACCUUCCAAAGAGAACCAGCAUAGGCAAGGAUGAGACCCGAAAGGGGCCUUGCUGCAGCUCUUCCUUUUCCCCAGAGCUGUCUCCAUCAGCACAGGGAACAGAGGCAUAGAAGAAGCUGAGUUGGCCCAAGGAGGCUCAGAAAGGAUGGGGUCUGGUUCUUUAGGGCCCAGUGCACCUGCUUGGUGCAGGGUUUCUCCUGCUUCUCUCAUCCACCUGUGUGUGUGUGGGGGUGCACAGCCUGGCCUAUCACACAUAGAUUCCAGAGGUACCCCUUCCCCUGACCCUGGAAGCAGACAGAAAGGGUCUGCUUCAUGCUGUUGAAAAGGGAAACUGAGUCCUAAAGAGGGGGGAAUCUUUUUCCACUGCUAAGUAAAGAGGGAAAGCAUCCCUGCCCCCUUACUGGUGCUGGAGAGUCUUGCCUCAGAUCUGGGGUUGAGGGAGUACUGGGCUUUAAGGGUUUCCCUCCGAAUAACCAUGCAGUGCUUUUACACAUACUUCUCCCCAGCUCUUGUGUGGAGCAGGUAGGGUUAGUAUUAGCAUCCUCUUGCAAAUGAAAACGUGUAGGCCUGGGGCUACCCUGCUAGUACAUUCCUCUAGGCUGGAACUUAACUUUGAUAUCAAAUACUGUGCCCCUUCUACAACAUUGUUAAAUCAAACUGGCAGACACCUGGCCAAGGGCUUUUUUAAAAAUGCAAAAAGAGAAAAGGUGCUUCUAGUGUGUGCAGGUAUACAUUACAUGCUCCCCACAUGGCAGAGGGGAGUGGAAAAACCCCUACUGUAGGGCACAGCUGGAGUCCAAGGUGAGCAUCCAUGAAACCUGGGAGUGCAGAGAGGUUCAUGGGCCCACUAUUUCCCAGCAGCACCUGCUGUCCUCACCUCACAACUUUCUCAGCACACCUCCUGCACAGUAUCUUACCAUUGCCGCGCUUAGGCAGCCUUCAUUCUUCCCUGAAUUUCUUGUCUCUUAUGGGACAGGACAUCUUAAAGCAGCUCUCAACACUGCCCCCUACAGGUGUUUUCCCGUUUCAGUGCCUUUGCCUCUGUAGUCGCCUGUCAGAACUAUCUCCCUCAUUUCUUACUAGCCAAGGACCAAUUCUGCCCCCUAUCUUUAGAAGACCCCAGAACUCUCCCCUCCCCACUACUCCACCUUUCCCUCCAGACUGUCUUGGUUUUGUAUUUGGAAGAUGUAUUCAACCCUCAGGUGAUAAAAGACACUUGUUAUAUCCCGG